AUGCGUUUGUUGCAAUCCACCACACCUUCAAGUUCAACAGAAUUAGAAGAGUUUUCAAAUUGGAUUUUAGAUGUUGGAGAUGGAAAACUGGCUGAACCAAAUGAUGGAUAUGCAGAUAUUGACAUACCAAAGGACAUGUUGAUAUCCAAUUUUGAUGAACCGAUAAAGGCAAUUAUAGAUUCAACCUAUCCUAACUUUCUGCAGAAUUACAAAGAUCCCCAAUACCUUCAAUGUAGAGCAAUAUUGGCUGGAACUUUAGAGACAGUUGAUGUCGUAAAUUGUUAUGCGCUAGAUAUGAUUCCAGGAGAUGAAAAGAUUUUUUUGAGCUCCGACUCAGUUGAUCAAAUGGACACUGAUGCUUGCGAUUCUUUUGAUGCUUUGACAACGGAAUUUUUGAACACCCUGACGGCAUCCGGUCUUCCACAACACAGCAUUAGACUUAAAGUUGGCACCCCUAUAAUGCUCCUGAGAAACAUUGAUCAAUCUGAAGGAUUGUGCAACGGUACAAGACUCAUUGUUACAAAAUUGGCCGACCAUGUUAUAGAGGCAAGGAUUAUCUCCGGUAAAAAUAUCGGAAGUUCAUUUUAUCUUCCAAGAAUGGAUAUCUCUCCAACACAAUCACCCUGGCCUUUUAAAUUAACAAGAAGGCAAUUUCCAAUCAUUGUGUCCUACGCAAUGACGAUUAACAAGUCGCAAGGUCAGUCGUUAGACUAUGUUGGGUUGUAUCUGCCAAGGAAUGUCUUCAGCCAUGGUCAGUUGUACGUUGCAAUAUCAAGAGUGAAAAGCAAAAACGGUCUCAAGAUACUAAUCCACGACAAAGACAAUGAAGCGGCAGACACUACCACCAACGUGGUAUUCAAAGAAGUAUUUGAAAAUGUCUAA
Vicia villosa (hairy vetch) is the source of this 882-nucleotide messenger RNA. RefSeq lists its product as uncharacterized. Lineage: Eukaryota; Viridiplantae; Streptophyta; Magnoliopsida; Fabales; Fabaceae. The transcript is spliced from 2 exons. The coding region runs from base 1 to 882 and encodes 293 amino acids. The record is from RefSeq and is a predicted model, not a curated record.